Mizuhopecten yessoensis (Yesso scallop) is the source of this 3041-nucleotide messenger RNA. Its product is annotated as monocarboxylate transporter 12-B-like. The coding region runs from base 193 to 1818 and encodes 541 amino acids. The record is from RefSeq and is a predicted model, not a curated record. The transcript has 6 exons. Gene Ontology annotation, molecular function: monocarboxylic acid transmembrane transporter activity. NCBI's taxonomy places the organism in Eukaryota, Metazoa, Mollusca, Bivalvia, Pectinida, Pectinidae. Gene Ontology annotation, biological process: transmembrane transport; monocarboxylic acid transport.
CAAAACAAACACCUACACUACACACGUGUAAUCGUAAGGUUAAAAUCUAGGGCAUUUAUCGAGCUGAUAUUACCAACGUGAGACCCGAGCAGGUGGUGUACUACAGCAUGUCCUGAACUCGUUAGUGUGUUCCGUUGGACAUAUCUAAACACAAAUGACACCAGUGCGAGGCAUCAUGACUGACGACUGAGAAUGGAGGAUAACCCCACACGAAGGCUGCCCCCUACUGAUGGGGGCUGGGGUUGGAUAGUGGUGCUAGGUUUUUUCGGCAGCACCUUUGUGAUGGUCGGAAUAGCCAAGUCUUUCGGAAUCAUUCUCCAUGAACUGGUGGAGUACUUCGAUACGAACGUGGCCCUGGUAGCGGGUGUCAUGGGCGUAGAGGGCAUAGUAUUUACCAUAACAGCUCCGUUUUGCCUGGCUUUUGGGCAGCACUACUCCCAGCGUCUAGUUGUGAUGGUAGGGGGCGUGGUUGGAGGAGUGGGCGUGUCCCUUUGUUACUUUAUGAUCAGUAUCGAGUACAUCAUAUGUAUGUUUGGGAUUACGGUCGGUUUCGCCAACGCCUGUCUGUUCGGUAACGGACUCGUCAUUGUAGGCCAGUACUUUGAGAAGCGGCGUUCCAUGGCCACAGCUCUCGCUCUAACCGGAGCCAGUGUCGGCCAUUUUGCCAUCCCUCCGAUUCUGCAGAUCUUGCUGGAUAACUACGGGUUGCAUGGUGCAUUCCUUAUUCAGGGUGGUUUUUACUUAAAUAUUGCAUUCUUCGGGUCACUCUACAGACCGGCUACCGCCGCACACACGAACACGCACAUGGAGACCGAAAAAGAGUCCAUGUUGACAACAAAGGUGACAGAUUCUCCUCGGAAGCGAUUUCCAAAAGAACCAACAGAUUAUUCUCAAUCUCAUCAUAUGUUAAAUACGUUACCAGAAACGUUGAGGAAACCAAGAAUGUCUCUCAGUACAAAUGACAUUACGGUAGACUUAUCCAAACUGGACGUUAGUAAGAAGGUGAACCGGUUCGCAUACUUGUCCACUACCGGAAGUCACAUGAUGGGCUCAAUAGAGAGUUUGGGUGUCAUGGUGAUGACAGAGAAUGCUGCACCAGAGCAAGAAGAUAUAGAUACCGGAGGAGGAAAGAAAUCGGGGAAUCGAUUCGUUUUUCCAAAGGUAUUCCAUUGCACAGUUUUUAAAAUGCCAGUUGUAAUCCUAUAUACCGUAGUGAUGUUUGUAACGUUUUAUGGCUAUUUUAGCUUUGUGAUAUUUAUGCCACCAGAUGCAGUGACACGUGGGGCAUCAAAGUAUGAGAAAACAUGGCUGGUGUCUUUUUCCGGAAUAGGUGACUUUAUCGGUCGAGUUUUGAUAGGAUUAGUCGGUGAUCUAGGGUUAAUGAAACGGUACAAGAUAAUGUCGCUAGUCUGUGCGCUCUGUGGGAUCAACAUAAUCCUGUUCGACUUUGCAACCUCGUUCUGGUGGAUGGGGACACACGUGUUCCUGUACGGAGUAUUCGGAGGGGCAUACGUCGCCAUCAAUGCCGUUGUACUGAUUGACCUUGUCGGACUAGAGACGUUACCCAAGGCACUGUCUACAGUUCUGCUGUUUCAGGGAGCCGGGGCAGCAGUCGGUCAACCCAUAGAAGGUGUUAUCCGUGACGUCACUCUGUCAUAUCACCCUAUAAACUACAUGAAUGGGGCAUUUCUACUCAUCGGCGCGUUGCUUCUCAUCUGCCAUCCCAUGCUUCUUCGGUUGUGCGAGUCAUCGAAACCCUCAAAGAACGGCAAUAUCCCCAUGAUAGCUGUAACAGCGACGGAGGAUGACAUUGGUUAGAUGGUCAGCUGACGAUGACAGAUAUAUAGAGACCAGAAAAAUUGAAGACAUCCCAAUGUUAGCUGACAAUGGAAAAGACCUACCUCUAACAACGCACAUUAUCUGGACAGACAAUCUGAAGCCGGAUGAAUUUCAGAAUUCAAUUCACACUCGCUGAUAGCAUAAAGCAAUGUAGAAGAUUUACAAAUUAAACAACAGAAUUAUUGAUGUAUGGAACUUGUAACAUUUAAAUUUUUAUUUCAUACCAUGAAGUUUAAUUUAGGAGAACCCUAGUCAUGUGUUUAAUUUGUUACAGAGAUAACGAGAUAGAUACUAGAUAAUGUUUAGCAGUCAAUGUUUAUUAUAUAUAUAUAGAUAGAUUACGAGAUACCUUGCCAUGUGUUUAAUUUGUAACAGAGAUAACGAGAUAGAUAAAAUAGAAUUGAAAGUAUUAAAGCCUUAUUAUAUCACUUAAAAAUUACAUGAUACCUUGUCAUGUGUUUGAAGUGCAAAUGUCACACGUUUGCUAUUUCGCAGCGUUAAACAUUAAUGCUUUUUUAGAAACAAAAAGAUUAAGAUACACAUGUACAAUGCAAGUUGUGGUGUGUUCAGGUAAACUUUUCACGUUUUGAUGUUUAAGAGGAAGGUUACACGAUUUAUUUGUUUAAGUCAUAUAAAUAUUAAUGACACACUCUUUACUGAAACAUAUUUACCGCUGAAUCAAGUAGCCAUUCUGAUGCAAUGGUUGUGUGUUAUUUCUAUGUCCACGACAAAUUUUAGAUGUUGAAAUGUGUAUAUGUAAUAUAAAAGUAUACAUUAUUUUAUGUUUACUUUCAUUUAAUAAUUUCAUGACAAGUUUUAGGUUUAUGAUGAAUUGUUCAAUAUACAUUAACCCAUUCAAUCCUAAAAUUUCACAAUGAACUUUUCCAACCUUUGAAUUGGAAGAGGUCAAAUGCGUCUUUAGGGCUGAAUAAAUUAAUGACAACAUAGUAGAAACAAUUUUAAAAUAUGCUCAUAUAAUGUGAUAGAAAUAAUACAAGAGUUAAUUACUAAUUUAAUAUUGUUAAUAUCCUCAAAAUGACAUGACCUAUAUAUAUUUAAGAUUGCUGAUAGUUUUCGUUUCACGUUUUACUACAUAUGUGUCAGUAAAAUAUACCAUCACAUUAUUUCAAAACAGGACAUGCAGUGUCUAUAUAUUUCAUCAUGUUUUAUAUUAAAAAAUAAUGUCGCUCUACAUAAAUAUU